Xenopus laevis (African clawed frog) is the source of this 3980-nucleotide messenger RNA. Its product is annotated as E3 ubiquitin/ISG15 ligase TRIM25. NCBI's taxonomy places the organism in Eukaryota, Metazoa, Chordata, Amphibia, Anura, Pipidae. The record is from RefSeq and is a predicted model, not a curated record. The transcript has 2 exons. Bases 603 to 2177 code for a protein of 524 amino acids.
AUGGAAUCACAAUAUGUAGUUUUAGCAAUGACUGAUAAACACCAGGAACAUCUAGAACAUUCGGGUGAAGGCUUCAUCACCAGCCUCUCUGCUUAUCCACCGUAGCAUCUCCUCAGCUGCUGCUUCCAUGAAACUCACCAUGCUCCAGGAUCUUCAGGGAUGUCUCAGGACCUGAUUCUACAAUGAUAAGUAUACCUCCCUGGAGACCUGCUUAUAUAGGGGCUCGUUGUUACCACCUGACCAGAUUUCAACCAUUUUAGCCAAUCAUAGCCUUACCUGUAUCAAGUAGCUCACCUGUUAGCAAUCCAGUACCCCUGAGCUAAUCCAAAACCCUAAGCUAAUGACAAGACGAACACCUGUGCAAGUUACCUCUUUGACUGCCACCCUCCCAAGUAUGUAUAUAUUUGGCUCUUUGCUAUCAAUUGAAAAGUUGCUUAGAAUUAUCCAUUCUUUAACAUACUUAGAGUUAACUUAAAGGAGAACCAUACCUUCAAAGUGUUAACAGGAGUCUUGCCCCACCCUUUGUGAGAGGAUGGGACACAUCCCACUGGUUAUAGAGAGAAAGAGACUUUCAGUUUCGUUUCUUGUUCCUGAUUUCAGUGAUGGCGGCUGCUGAUCUGAGAGACGAGCUGAGCUGCUCCAUCUGCCUGAGCAUUUAUACUGAUCCUGUAUCCCUGCCGUGUGGCCAUAACUUCUGCCAGGUCUGUAUUGGGACAACAUGGGACACCCAGGAGGGAUCUGGGGCUUAUUCCUGCCCUGAAUGUAGAGCAGAGUAUCAGGAGCGCCCUGCCCUGUACAGGAACAGAACUCUGGGUAACAUCGCAGAGAGAUUCCUUCCAACUGAGACAGAGCCGGGGGAGACUGGGAUCUUCUGCACCUACUGUGUCCUCUCUCCUGUACCUGCUGCUAAAUCCUGUCUCCUGUGUGAGGCUUCUCUGUGUGAUACCCACCUGAGGGGGCACAGCAAGUCAGCAGAACAUGUACUGACCCAACCCACCGACUCCUUUAUGGGGAGAAAAUGUUCUGUACACAAUGAGCUCCUAAAGUAUUACUGCUGUGAGGAGUCUGUCUGUGUCUGUGUGUCCUGCUGUCUGGCCGGAGAGCACAGGGGCCACAGGGUGGAGCUGCUGAGUGAGGCCUCUGAGAAGAAGAAAGAGACACUGAGGAAAGUUGUGGAGAAACUGAGGCCAGAGAGAGAGGAGACUGAGAGAGGAGCCCAGAGACUGCAGGAGCGCAGGAGAGAAGUGGCAGAAAAAGCAGCCGGUGAGACAGAGAGAGUCACUGCCCUGUUUAGAGACAUCAGGGAACAGCUGGAAGCCCUAGAGAAGCGACUCCUGAGUGACAUCUCCAGCCAGAAAGAGAAGCUCUCACUCACACUCACUGAUCUGAUGGAGCAGCUGGAAAUAAAGAAGGACGAGCUGUCCAGGAAGAUCCGUCACAUUGAGGAGCUGUGCAACAUGGCAGAUCCACUCACUGUCCUACAGGAACGGGAAUCACAUGGAGCUGCAGAUAAUGAGGGGGGCAGAGAGAGACAUGAUAUAAAGGUCCCUGCUGUAGGGGAUCUGGAUGUGGAUCUGAUCUCAGAGACAUUACUCACAGGCUUAGCUGCCAUUGGGACUGGGGUAAAGAGAAGGUGGAUCUAUGGGCAGGAGGCUACAGACCUGUUACUGGAUAUAAACACGGCUCAUUAUCAUGUAUCUGUAUCAGGGGACAGGAAAUCUGCUUCCUACUCACAUACAGACCAACGUCUCCCACAAACCCCAGAGAGAUUUCAGGAUUAUGCUCAGACUUUAAGCAGCAGGAGUUUCCCCUCAGGGCGACAUUACUGGGAAGUGGAGGUCAGUAAAUCAGGGAGCUGGAUGGUAGGGGUGACCUAUCCCAGUAUAGAGAGGAGAGGGGGUCAGUCCUGGAUUGGGGAUAAUAACAAGUCCUGGUGUUUGUGGAGUUUGAAUAAUAACAACCACACGGCGAGACAUGACAGUAUAGACACAGUGUUACCCCACGUCCCUUCCUGCAGGAGAAUCAGGAUCUCAUUGGACUAUGAGGUCGGAUGUCUGUCCUUUUAUGAGCUGAGUGAGCCAAUCAGACACUUACACACCUUCACUGCCACAUUCACUGAGCCCCUUCAUGCUGCAUUCUGGGUAGGGUGGGAUACCUGCAUGAAAUUCAUUAGUUAGGAACCCCAUUCCCAGAAUUGCCCUUAGCCCAGUGAUGCCUAAAAUGGGAGAAAAUGUUGGUGCCAUGUUAACGAUGGACAGUUUCCCUUAUCAAAUACUUUGUGGGUGUUUUAACUGUGGGGCAAUGAUGUGCAAUUAUGCAAGUUUGAUUAUUGGAACAAUAUUGCUCAGGACUUGGGGGUCUUCUUAGUGCUGAACUGUCUAUCUCUGUAAUCACUAAAUAAAUAGAGUACAUGAGUGUUUAAAGGACACCUGCUGGGCAAAAAAUAUUUUCCCCAAUCACAGGUACAGGCCAAUAGAGCCCACACUCCAGCUGGGGGUAACAGUAGGGUGUUUUUAAAAAAGAAUUAGCCCCUCCAGCGCUAGGUGUUUCAUACCUGAAAGGAGCUCCUAGUGUGAGCAGCCAUGUUAUACAGAACACAUGCACAUGAUGAGCUUUCUGUUUGUCCCAACAUGGCCGCUCUAACCCUCCUGGUGCUGGCGGGGGAGAAAUUUUUUAAAAAGAAUAAGAGGGUGUCCAUGUGAGCAUGUGGGGGUUCAUGUUUAUAGGUGUUAGAGUAUGUGUUAGUGUUAGAGUGUGCAGGUGUUUGAGUGUGUAUGAGUAGUUGUGAGUUAUUGCUCAUUAGCUUUUCAUCACUAGGACUAAUCAAAAAUCCUGCAUAUAUAAUUAAUUAACAAUAUAAUUCAAAGUCCCCCAGUUUAUGACUCUGGUCCAUUCAUUGAUGAAACCAUCAAUAUAAAAAAAAAUCCAGACACACCAGUGAUUCCCUUGUAUAAUAAUACAGAUUCUUAUCCUUAUAUUAACGCAGAGGUCUGACCUAGAUCAGUGAUAAUUCAGUUGAAAUUUUGGAUAGAAAGAGAAAAAGUACCCGCUAAAUCACUCAAAUAACAGCAGUUACAGAUUGGGCCAGUUUAUAGCCUUAUUCAAUUACCUUAUAACUCGGGUUUAAGUAUAAAGUGCAGUGCUAUAAUUGUAUUAUGUUCAUUAAAAAACAAUUGCUUAAGUUAAUGAUUAAUAAAGUGCAAUGCAAUAUCAUCCCUUCAGUGAUUCAAUUCAAUUUUAAAAGACAAAAGUUUGGUGCUUGUGCCCAGGCUUAAACAAAUGAUAAGCCACCAAUGACCCUUAGCUGGGAUAAACCAACUAAAAUAUUGUAAAUAGCAACGUUGCUUGAGAAAUGGAUGAUUCUAUUCCCCCAUCAAAUUGUGCUUGAGGAAUUAGUUCAUAAAUUAUAAAGUGCUUAAUAGUGAGGAAUAAUUAAAUAUAGUAAAAGGUAAUUAAAAAUGAAUUAAUUAGAGUGACCACAAUUAAUAGGAUAAGAAUUAUAAUAAAUGCUCAGUUCAUGAAAACAGGAGAGAAACUGGAAGAAAAAGGAAGGUCUCUUUCUAUCCCAAAUUUCAACAAGACCAUCAAUAUAUCUGAACUCUAACUCACUGCUUUGUUACACCUACGUCUCACUUAUAUUGGCAUUAUAACAAACUGACCAAUGAAAAGCAAGAACAAAUAACAUAAUAUAAAAAAUGAUGAUGAUGAUGAUGAUGAUGAAGUGGAGAGACUUCUGUAACUGUCUCUCCCAGGCUCGCAAAUAAGCAAAAUACUGUAUUUUGGUGUAAUCUGUAAAAAGCACUGGUGCUGUGAAGCUUGGCCUGCGUCUUGCAUUUAAUUAAGAAUAUUAAUAUUAAUUACUUGAGCUAUUCCCAGUGUUGGUUUCUUUUGGAAUAUGGGGGCAUUUACUCACCAAUAACAGAAUUGUAUUACAUUGUGACAACAUGUACAUGUAAUUAAAGGGGUCGUUUACCUUCCAA